AUGAAUAACUCGAUUCAUAAAGCUACCGGGGAGACGCCGAGCAAAUUACUGUUUGGCGUAGAUCAGCGAGGUAGGAUCGACGAUAAUAUUAAAGAAUUUUUGAAAAGGGAAGUGAAUCGGAGCGAGCAGAAUUUGGACAGUUUGCGCGAAAAGACUUGUAAAAGAUUAGAAAAGGCUCAGGCGUACAACAAAGGCUAUGCGAAUAAGAGGCAUAAAAGUACGCACAAAUUCCUAGUGGGCGACUAUGUCAUUAUAAGAAAUUUUGAUUCAACGCCGGGAACGUCGCCAAAGUUGCGACCCAAGUUUAAAGGCCCCUAUGUGGUCGCCCGGGAGCUAAGGAACAAUCGUUUUGUAGUGUCAGACAUUCCGGGUUUUCAAUUAACUCAGCGCCGAUACGAAGGUGUUUGGGAACCGACUAAUAUGCGACCAUGGUCUGCCACGAUUCAAAAGCCAUCAGACUGA
Molecule: messenger RNA, 462 nt
Organism: Orussus abietinus
Lineage: Eukaryota; Metazoa; Arthropoda; Insecta; Hymenoptera; Orussidae
Exons: 1
Coding region: 1-462 (153 amino acids)
Source: RefSeq, a predicted model, not a curated record